AGCAGCAGCAGCAGCGCUGAGGGAAGGCCAAGGAAAAGGAAAAGGAGGAGGCCGCUGCCGCCGCCGCGCGCGCGCGCAGAAGGAGAGAGAGAGAGAGAGCAGUGGUGGAGCCGCCGCAAGACCGAGGCUCGAGCCCGGAACGAGAAGGGGAGGAGACACACCGCGCCAGCGCCUCAAGCCGGAGCCAAGCUGCCCAGUCACCAGCCCCUCGAGCCCAGUGCCACAAUGGCUACUGCACCUUACAAUUAUUCCUACAUCUUUAAGUACAUCAUUAUCGGGGACAUGGGUGUAGGAAAGUCCUGCUUGCUCCAUCAAUUUACGGAAAAGAAAUUUAUGGCGGAUUGUCCCCAUACAAUUGGUGUUGAGUUCGGUACAAGAAUUAUUGAAGUUAGCGGCCAAAAAAUUAAGCUUCAGAUCUGGGAUACAGCAGGACAAGAGCGAUUCAGGGCUGUCACACGGAGCUACUACAGAGGAGCGGCAGGAGCUCUUAUGGUCUACGAUAUUACUAGAAGAAGCACAUAUAACCAUCUAAGCAGCUGGCUGACAGAUGCAAGGAACCUAACUAAUCCAAAUACUGUGAUAAUCCUUAUAGGAAAUAAAGCGGAUCUGGAAGCGCAGAGGGAUGUGACGUAUGAGGAAGCCAAACAGUUUGCUGAAGAGAAUGGGUUGCUGUUUCUUGAAGCAAGUGCAAAAACAGGAGAGAAUGUGGAAGAUGCAUUCCUAGAGGCCGCCAAGAAAAUCUACCAGAACAUCCAAGAUGGGAGCCUGGAUCUGAACGCUGCGGAGUCAGGUGUACAGCACAAGCCUUCAGCUCCACAGGGCGGCCGGCUAACCAGCGAACCCCAGCCCCAGAGAGAAGGCUGUGGCUGCUAGUGACCUCAGUUCCUUGGCUCUGUUUCUGACCUUUCACCUCUGUUAGGAGCAGUGCUUUCAGCUGCUUCAGUUUCCUCUGUACAUCUUACCGGGUUUAAUUAAAACUCCUGAGGCAACAGUUUAACACAGUACUAAACUGCUAAAAAAUAAAUAAGAGAAACUUAGAUGUAAUCAGGUUAUCAAAGGCAAGUAGAGUCAUACCCUCUCUCCCUGCAUGGUAAAUCUAGGAGUCUUUACCCCCCCUUCCCCCCCUGCCAUGAUUGUCCUUGUGAAUAGGUGUCACCAAUCCAUGAUUUACAAAAACAGCACUGAUGCUGGACCUAAUGAUUUCUACUCUUUACUCUCUUUUCUCUCUGCAGGGCUUUGUCUCUUGUAAGGUUUAACUUUGUUAGCUUCAGCCUUUCCUCCCAAUCUGUAUUUGAUCCGAAUCUGUCCUUUUUUUAGUAACAAAGAAGUUUGAUUUGCUGUGGAACGAUUUCUAAGGGUAGAGUUGGGACCCUGCAUAAAGGCCCUUUUGGUGGAAGGGGUUCCCUGUUACGCAGUUUGACGGGUGAGGAGGCGCGUCGCAAGGGCGUACGUCUUCGCCCAUCUUGGCCUAGCACGUGGAAAGAGCGUGUAUCUUCUUUCUCCUCCCACCAUUUUUACCUUUUGGCCCCCCCGUUAACGUACAUAUGUAUAAAUUCUGAAGGAACCGAGCUAACACUUAAAAAAAAGUACAUUCUGUGUAUAUGAUUUUAAUGAAGAAAAACGAAACUGAUUACUGGCAUUAGAACUACAUAGAUAAUAUAUCGCGGUCUGUACAGUUCGAUCUAAUAAUGGCCACCGCACCGCUGCUUAGUAAGUGCAGUUCACUGACCAUUGGCUUAACUCUGGUGGCGGCGUUGGGAGGAGGUUUGCACUUUGGACGCAGUGCAAAAGAGUACCCUGUAGUAUCUGCUCCAUCUCUGCACUGUGGUCACAACUAUUGCCGUUUUUCUUAAUGCUCCUGGUCUUGUGCAAUUGAUGGUGUGCUAGCCUGCUUCACCCCUGCCGUCCCUCUUUUUGGUAAGAUUUCUGCAUUUAAGCCAGCUUUGUUUCCUGCCUUAUUGUAUAGGAAUGCUGGGCUCUAUUGCACAUCUUAUGUUUUUAUGGAAAUUAUCCUCAACUGGACUGUCACAAGCAUUUUACUCUAGGGAUUUUGAACUAUACGGUGGCAUUUGACACUACAGUUGAACAGGCUUAACUCCUCCUCCUCCUCCUCAGUUCUUCCUCCCUUCUGUGGUUGCAAGGAUCUUUACGAAAGAGAACUAAUUCAAAGUGAUUGUGUAUAUGCAGACCGUCUUUCUACUUGGGUUGGAGUCACAUAUGUAAACAAUCUCAACUCUGUACUGUACUCUCCAUGGCAACCAGGCCUUCCCCCCCCCCCAAAAAAAGAAAGAAAAUAAGAAAGAGAGCAACAAAUGGUUAAGGAUGAUUAGGGCAAGAUGAGCAUGUUUGAAAAUAUUGACUGCAAUGUUUCAAAUAAAGCAAAGUACAGAAAUUCCUGUAAAGACACUAAGCAAGACCAUGUUCCAAUAUGUAA
Messenger RNA from Elgaria multicarinata webbii, 2434 nucleotides. It is a transcript of the gene RAB14, whose product is annotated as RAB14, member RAS oncogene family. Bases 226 to 873 code for a protein of 215 amino acids. Gene Ontology annotation, biological process: phagosome maturation; defense response to bacterium; endocytic recycling. The record is from RefSeq and is a predicted model, not a curated record. Gene Ontology annotation, cellular component: recycling endosome; phagocytic vesicle; Golgi apparatus. The transcript is spliced from 8 exons. Gene Ontology annotation, molecular function: GTPase activity; GTP binding. NCBI's taxonomy places the organism in Eukaryota, Metazoa, Chordata, Lepidosauria, Squamata, Anguidae.